UGUAAACCGGCCGUUCUCUCCGCUCUCUCCUUUUCAAACGCGAGAGCCGGUGCAGUUACUGCUUGGCGAAUACAAAGAGAAAAACUGCGCACAGCGCACCGCAUGUGCUCCGCCGCUUCGGACCGCAAGAAAAAACUUCGGAGUCCACAGAUUUUCAGAAGCCGCAGUUGGACGUUGUUUACUCAUCUGUUCUUCAUCCGCGAAUCUGAUCCAGGAUGGCAGACGACCUGCCCUACCGCGUUGAGUACUCCAAGAGUGGAAGAGCAAAAUGCAAAGUCUGCAAUGAGAACAUCGAGAAGGGAAUUCUUCGUAUAGCUACAGUUGUACAGAGCCCUUUCCAUGAUGGCAAACUGGAGCGAUGGCAUCAUUCCAAUUGCUUUUUUAAAAAGCAGCGACCUAAGACAACAGGGGACAUUGCCCAUUUUGAUAGCAUCCGCUGGGAGGAUCAGGAGUUAAUCAAAAAGAAUAUUGCCGAGGCAGAAAGCAGUGGAGCCCCUGCAGCAUCAACCAGUAGCAAGGGGCGCAAACGAGGCAAGGCAGCUGCUGGUGCUGCCACACACAAGGACUUUAAGGUCGAGUACGCCAAGUCAAACCGUUCUAAAUGUCGUGGCUGCGAGGAGACAAUAAUCAAAGGAGAGAUGCGACUCUCCAAGAAAGAUUAUGAGAGUGAGGAAGCGCGCAAGUUUGGUGGUCUUGAUCGCUGGCACCACUUUGACUGCUUUGUAAAGCUUCGCUCAGAGCUCCAGUACUUUGACGUCGGUACCAACAUUCCGGGAGUCGAUGCUCUGACAAAGGAAGACAAGGAUAAGCUAAAAAAAGAGCUGCCUAAAAUCAAGGAGGAGGAUGUGCCACCUGCAGCCAAAAAGGUGAAAUCAGAACCCGAGGAUGCAGCUGAGGAAAAACAGCUCAAGGACCAGACUAAGAAGUUGUUUAGUGUUCGAGAUAAGUUGUCAGAAUUAAGUAAGAAGAUUCUUAUAGAGUUGCUUGAGGUUAAUAGUCAAAGUGUACCUGUUGGACAAGCUGAGAUUUUAGAUAACCUUGCGGAUGCCAUGCUCUUUGGUGCCUUAGAACCAUGUACAAAAUGCCAAGGUCAAUUUCAAUACAAGUCUGGUACUGGAUACAAGUGCACUGGAAGUAUAUCUGAAUGGGCUGCAUGCGAAAACGUCACCCAGGAUCCUGCAAGAAAGAAAUUUGUUGUUCCUACACAUCUCAAAGAAGAACAUCCUUACCUAGCGUCAUACAAAUGCAAGGUAAAGCGACGCCUUCUGAAGAUAACCGCUCCAUCGCAUUCAAGUGCUGUAAAGAAAGAAGAUGAAACCGAUGGACCAAAAAUCAAGGGCAGAUCUGGUCCUCUUAAACACUUGGACUUUGUAAUAGCAAUUAAGAAUUCCAAAAAGAAAGAGUCGUUGACGAAAGAGAUCUUGCUCAUGGGUGGCGCUGUAAAGUCAAAGAUAGCCGAAGACACGGCGGCAGUGAUCUCGACACCUGAAGAAGUCGAGAAAAUGAAUAAAAUAAUGCAGGAGGCGGAAGAGCACGAUAUACACGUCGUGUCCGAGGAUUUCGUCGAAGAGGCCAAGGAAUUCAAAGACGCGCCGAUUAUCCUUAUUAAGAAAAAGGCGAUCGCGCCUUGGGGAAGUGAUCCUGCUACAAGAGUUUCAAAGUCCAUAGCCACGAAAUCAGCAUCUAGAGGCAAGAGCAAGUACGAGAAAUCAAGUUCGGGUAAGGUGAAGCUACGCGUCAAAGGUGGUAUUGCUGUUGAUCCCGAUAGCGGACUCGAGGACGUCGCUCAUGUAUAUCAGCGAGGCAAAGAAAAAUUCACUGCCACUCUUGGAAUCACUGACAUUCAGUCCGGCAAGAACAGCUUCUACAAAUUACAAAUUCUGAAGCACGAUAAGAAUGAAAAGUACUGGCUGUUCAGAAGCUGGGGUCGAAUCGGCACAACCAUCGGAGGUAAAAAGUGUGACAGCAAGGCCUUGGAAGAUUGUAUUCAAGAAUUCGAAGAAUUGUAUGAAGAGAAAAGUGGUAACAUGUGGUGCGCACGCGAUCAUUUCACGAAGAUGCCAAACAAAAUGCAUCCUAUCGACAUUGAUCACGGUGAUGAUGAGGAUACUCACAAGCUUCUUGACUCGAACAUCGAGAGUAAAUUAAAGAAACCUGUACAAGACUUAAUGCGGCUAAUAUUUGACGUUGAUUCUAUGAAAAAGGCGAUGUUAGAAUACGAAAUCGACAUGGAUAAGAUGCCACUGGGUAAAAUUUCAAAGAAGCAGAUACAGCAGGCCUAUUCCGUGCUCACGGAAAUUUUGGCUCUUGUGAAGAAUGGUAAUCCCGACAGAAUUCAGUUGAUAGCAGCAUCGAACAAGUUCUAUACUUUAAUACCUCAUAACUUCGGCGUGAAUGGUCCUAACGCAAUAGAGACAGAGAAAGAAAUCCAAACGAAGAGUGAGAUGCUGGAAUCUUUGCUCGAGAUGGAGAUCGCCUACAGUCUUCUCCACGCCAAGACUGACUCUAACAAGAACCCACUGGAUGCGCAUUACGAACAGUUGAAGACAGUAAUCGAACCGCUCGACAAGAAGAGCGACGAUUUCAAACUCAUCGAGAAGUACGUGAAGAACACUCACGCCGAAACACACAGGCAAUACGAACUUAUCGUCGAGGAGGUAUUUGCAGCAAAGAGAAGCGGCGAGGAAAGCAGAUACAGGCCGUUCAAAAAACUACCGAACAGAAAGCUGCUUUGGCACGGUUCCAGAGUUACCAAUUUCGCGGGUAUCUUGUCUCAGGGUUUGAGAAUUGCGCCACCGGAAGCGCCGGUUACUGGUUACAUGUUUGGAAAGGGUAUCUACUUUGCUGAUAUGGUGUCGAAAUCGGCUAACUACUGUUGCACGAACUCGCAGAAUUCAACGGGUCUGUUGCUGCUAUGCGAUGUAGCGCUAGGUAAUAUGUACGAGCGUUACAAUGCUGACUACAUCGAGAAGCUACCCCACGGCAAACACUCGACUUGGGGUCGAGGUAAGACGAUGCCGGACCCUGAAAAGUCCGUGAAGCUAAAGAGCGGCGUAGAGGUGCCUUGUGGUCCAGGUAUUCAAGCAGACCUAAAAGAGAAAUCAUCAUUGCUAUACAACGAGUUCAUAGUCUACGACGUAGCCCAGGUCAAAGUUGAAUACCUCGUCAAAAUGAAUUUCAAAUACAAAUUCUAAACAAAUUAUUCCUAUAUUUGUUUGGAAAAAAUUGAUAUUAAUUUUUUUUUUUUAUACGUGAUCAAGAAAGUCUGAGAUGUUAAGAUUUUUUAUAUGCAAGAAAGAACAUUAUCUGGUGAUUACCAUAAUACUUAAACAUAAACGUUAUUGCUUAAACAAAAUAAAUUUAUUUUAACAACAAAAUUGUCAGAAUUUCAAGUUACUGAGAUUUCUUGUUCUCUUCUCUUAUUUGAAGGGAAACGGGCAUUACCAGAAAUGUAAAGCAACGUUUUUGUCAAGGUAAUAUGGAGAUAUUCACCAGUACUAUUUUAAUAUUUACUAUACUACGGUUACCUUAAAUCGUUAGUUUAAGUGUGCGAUUAUUGUGCGUGUUUUUUAUCACUCCAUGACAUCAAAAUUUGUAUUAGGAUUUAAUGUUUACUAAAUUAAUUAACUAGAAUUGAGUUUUGUUUUAUAUCGGGUUAAAGAAUCUGUUAUAAAUUAAAACUGUUUUCUAUUCUUGUAUGGAAAUUCGUUUCGUAACCUUCAAAAAAUUCCACAAUGAGCUCAUAAAAUAUUGUUGCAGAAUAACAAUUUAAAUAGAGUACUCAUUUAAAUAUUCAAAACUGUUAAAGAAAUUCAAAUACAAUACAUAAAGUAGCGAUUUAAUGUUGAAUUGUUAGGUUAUUUUCAUUAGGAUGAACGAUAUUACUAUAAUAUAAAUCUUUUUUUUAACCAAUGGAACAUUUAUUGUUUGCUUAUUCCAUGAACAUUAUUAUUAUUAGUAUUAUUACGAUUAGGAAUAUUCAGGAGUGUUAUAAAAAAAAUUCCAAACGUUUAUCUGUAUCGUGUCCAACUUUUUUACUGUUUGUAACUAUCAUACGAUGUUGAAAUACUAUUUAUUACCGCAUACCAAAUAAAAUUUAUUUUCUGUGAAAACAAAAA
Messenger RNA from Nasonia vitripennis (jewel wasp), 4118 nucleotides. It is a transcript of the gene Parp1, whose product is annotated as poly [ADP-ribose] polymerase. Gene Ontology annotation, molecular function: NAD+ poly-ADP-ribosyltransferase activity; DNA binding; NAD binding. NCBI's taxonomy places the organism in Eukaryota, Metazoa, Arthropoda, Insecta, Hymenoptera, Pteromalidae. The record is from RefSeq and is a predicted model, not a curated record. Bases 216 to 3194 code for a protein of 992 amino acids. The transcript is spliced from 9 exons. Gene Ontology annotation, cellular component: nucleus.